UGUUUUAUGGUAGGUACCUACCGAAUUGGUACCUAUUACAUAUUACAGUCAUUUGUCCAAUGUCAAUAAUAAAUAUUAAUAUUUAAUACAACGUAUCCAUAUAGUGAAUUGUAAUCACAAUUUUCAUUGAAUGCCUUUACAAUUUUAAAUAACACAUAACUGUACAUAUUGUGUUCAUAUUAUGUCUUAAUUUAAAAAUUGUAAUUAUUUAAAGUAUCUUUUAAAGCGCAGAAUAGUGAUUGAUUAACAAUAUAAUGUCCGAAGAAGAGGUAGCAAAAUGGGCAAAAGAUGGACAAAAUAAAGAGCUGUAUAUGUCUCCUAGUUGCUCGAGCUUCGAAAUGUUGGACCCUCAUGAUCCAGUAAUUAGCCGCUUAGCAACACAGCUAUUCAAGAAGACUAAUGAUUACUUACAAGGAGAAAUGGCUGCUGGACAGGAUCACUACAUCCUCUUAGAAGAGAUCAACAGAUUGGCUAUCACUAAAUAUGCCGAUCUUAAGAAUUUGACAGUUAAUUUAGGCAAGACUCUAAAUGAAUAUAAUGAAAUGUAUAAUUCCCAGAUAAAGCCAUUGCUUCUUCAAAUAGACCACAUUGAUGCUCAAGUAUCACAAUUUGAGGCAAAUGCCUACCGUUUGGACAGUUACACAAAGCAACUGAAGGCUCGUUUUAAGGAACUUGAAGAUAAAUAAAUAAAAUUUUAAACAAUUUUUUUUAAAGUUGCUUUAAAUUUAAUUUCCCUAAGAAGAAGUUACUAUAUUAUUUAGUAGCUAAUGUUUUUUAAUAUGUAUGUUUGAAAUAAGCAAAAGAGUUUAUUGUCAAUUGUCAUUUGUGUUGUAAAAUCUUAUAAUAGUAUAAAAAAUUAAUAAACAAAAAAUAUAUGUCAAAUAAAAAAAAUAUACUUUUUUACACCA
Messenger RNA from Nymphalis io (European peacock), 908 nucleotides. RefSeq names its product biogenesis of lysosome-related organelles complex 1 subunit 2 (gene Blos2). The transcript is spliced from 4 exons. Gene Ontology annotation, molecular function: gamma-tubulin binding. Gene Ontology annotation, cellular component: BORC complex; gamma-tubulin complex; BLOC-1 complex. NCBI's taxonomy places the organism in Eukaryota, Metazoa, Arthropoda, Insecta, Lepidoptera, Nymphalidae. Gene Ontology annotation, biological process: lysosome localization; endosomal transport. Bases 255 to 686 code for a protein of 143 amino acids. The record is from RefSeq and is a predicted model, not a curated record.